AUGGCCGAGGGCGGCGGGGGCGCGCGGAGGAGGGCACCGGCGCUGCUCGAGGCGGCCCGCGCGCGCUACGAGAGCCUGCACAUCUCGGACGACGUGUUCGGCGAGUCCGGCCCGGACAGCGGCGGGAACCCCUUCUACAGCACCUCGGCCGCCUCGCGCUCCUCCUCGGCCGCCUCCUCGGACGACGAGCGCGAGCGCCCCGCGCCGCCGGGGCUCGCCCCGCCGCCCGCACUGCGCGCCCAGGAUCCCGCGGAGCUGGAGGAGGACGAGCUGGGCGCGGGCUGGAGCACCACGCUGCGGGAUCGCCCGCCCCCGCGGUUCGAGGACACGGGCGGCCCAACCCGGAAGAUGCCCCCUAGCGCCAGCGCGGUGGACUUCUUCCAGCUCCUCGUCCCGGACAACGUGCUCAAGAGCAUGGUGGUCCAGACCAACAUGUACGCCCGGAAGUUCCAGGAGCGCUUCGGCAGCGACGGCUCCUGGGUGGAGGUGACCCUGGCCGAGAUGAAGGCCUUCCUGGGCUACGUGAUGUCCACCAGCGUCUCGCACUGCGAGUCCGUCCUCAGCAUUUGGAGCAGUGGUUUCUAUAGCAACCGCAGCCUGGCCCUCGUCAUGAGCCAGGCCCGCUUCGAGAAGAUCCUCAAGUACUUCCACGUGGUGGCCUUCCGCUCCAGCCAGAGCACGCACGGCCUCUACAAGGUGCAGCCCUUCCUCGACUCCCUGCAGAGCAGCUUUGACGCUGCCUUCAGGCCGUCCCAGACCCAGGUGCUACACGAACCCCUGAUCGACGAGGACCCCGUGUUCAUCGCCACGUGCACGGAGCGCGAGCUGCGGAAGAGGAAAAAGCGGAAAUUCAGCCUGUGGGUCCGCCAGUGCUCCUCCACUGGCUUCAUCAUCCAGAUCUACGUCCACCUGAAGGAGGGCGGGGGCCCCGACAGUCUGGACGCGCUGAAGGACAAGCCACAGCUUCACGGCAUGGUGGCCCGCAGCCUGUGCCGGAACGCAGCUGGCAAGAACUACAUCAUCUUCACAGGGCCCAGCAUCACCAGCCUCACCCUGUUUGAGGAGUUUGAGAAGCAAGGGAUCUACUGCUGUGGCCUGCUCAGCGCCAGGAAGAGUGACUGCACUGGCCUCCCGCCUUCCAUGCUGACCAACCCGGUCACCCCGCAAGCCCGGGGCCAACAUCAGAUCCGGACGAAGGGCAACAUGUCCCUGAUCUGCUGGUACAACAAGGGACACUUCCGCUUCCUGACCAAUGCCUACUCCCCGGUGCAGCAAGGGGUCAUCAUCAAGAGGAGGAGCGUGGAGAUCCCCUGUCCCCUGGCUGUGGAAGCCUUCGCUGCGCACCUCAGCUACAUCUGCAGAUACGACGACAAGUACAGCAAGUAUUUCAUUUCUCACAAGCCAAACAAGACAUGGCAGCAGGUGUUCUGGUUCGCCAUCAGCAUCGCCGUCAACAACGCCUACAUCCUGUAUAAAAUGUCGGAUGCCUACCAUGUCAAGAGGUACAGCCGGGCGCAGUUCGGAGAGAGACUUGUCAGGGAGCUGCUGGGCCUGGAGGACUCGUCGCCAGCCCACUGAGGCGGCACUGGACCAAGGGUGGCAGCGACAAGGGGGAGGGAGCGUGCCACCCACCUGCCCGUCAGGAGCUCCACGUGCGAUCAGAAGGUCUGCGUUCAGAGUCGUCCCCUUGGUGCGGCUCCCAGAACCCGACACGGGUUUACCGGAGGCCGUGACCACGGGAGGCACCAGUGGCAGGAUGCUCGGCCGGCUUCCCAGAGGUUGAGGGAUGAUGCCGAACAGGAGUCCAGACCUGGCGAGCUUGAGAUGGGCCGUGGGCGGUGCCCUGGCUUAGCCCGCGGGCAGGUGCGUUUCCAAUGCUUGCCUCCUGCGAGCAGCUUAGAUGGCCCGCUCUGGGAGAUGGCACAGCCUGGUGCCACUGACGCCAGAGGUGAUGGAUGGGAGCCACCGUGUGCUGACUACCAGUUGGGGGGGUGUUCCUGCCACCCUCUGUGGGGCUGGUGGAGGAACAGUGCAGAGAGAGAAACCACCAGGUUUGCAGCCAGGGGUGAUGCUGGGUUUUAUUUUUCAAUAUAUCUUCAGGUUAUUUUCUUACUGUUGCUUAAGGUCUACUGUACAAGCGAGGUGUCCCCUUCCCACCUGCCUCACGUCCCCUCAGCGUUCCUUGCAUGAUCACCAUUCUGUCUGACCCGUGUCAGGGUGGGAAGGGCUUCUGGCCUCCAGGACAAGGGUUGGAGCCUGCGGGCCAUGCAUUUUUGUCACACAUGUCAUCAUGGACAGAAUGACUUGUUUAAAGAAACAUGUGGGAUCGCAGAAACGAAAUCCUCUACCGAGGACCGUUUGCAGUAGUCUUUUCCCUGUGUGUGGUGGUCCCACCAGAGGGGACAGCAGGCUUGGGAGGCCUCGGCUUGGGAACAGCCCGGGUUAGGGACGACUCGACGCAGGGUCGGGGACAAGCCGUUGCAGAGGCGAGAGCACUGUGUGAACAGCACCUGGCGGGACACGCAGGCCUCCCCGAGACAUGGCCCUUCCCACCUGAGGCUGCCAUGGCUCCACAGAGCCGUAGCCCCAGGGAGGGGCUCACGGCCCCCACAGAUGAGAAACCAGUGAUUUCUGGAUCCACAGUCCCCUCCAGUUUCCACAGCCCCUCGCUGCACAGGCGCAGGGUGUCCCCGACUCGGGCCUCAGGGUGCUGCUUCUCACUCACGUGAGCUGAGGUGUGGCUGGCAGCAUGCCCUCCACUCCUUGCCAUUUCUGUGCCCUUGUUCUCCACAAGCACCCCCCCACCCCCGUGGCAGGACCUUGAUGCCACGGUUCGUACACCCAACUUCAGAUUUGUGUUUCAGACACCUUUGCUGCGCCCUUUAAUUGGAUCGAAGCACUUUUACCACAUGGAGAAAUAUAUUUUUAAUUUGUGAUGCUUUUCUACAGGGUCCACUAUUUCUGAGUUCACAUGUUUCCAACACUUAGGGAGACUAAUGAAGGCCAAUGAAUUUUCUUUUCUGUCCAAACAAGUAAAAUAAAAUAAAAGUCUAUUUAGAUGUUGACUGUUACUUUGUGGUUUUGUUUCCAAGAUCCAGGGACAAAAUGACUCCUUUGAACUUGCUUUCCUAUUAAAAGACCAGGUGUGUGUGAGCUUAACUGUUCUUGGCAUUCUGAACUACUGAGCAGUCCAUAAAGGAGAUUCAGAUACACUUUGUGGAAUGGAAAUACAUAUGUUGAUGGAGGUAUUGAAUGUAGUUGCCCAUUCUCCCCCUUAUCUGUGAUCUUGGUUAUCCGAGGUCAACUGUGAUCCAAAAAUACUAAAUGGAAAAUUCCAGAAAUAAACACUUCGUAAGUUGUAAAGUUCUUUUAUAGUA
Messenger RNA from Jaculus jaculus (lesser Egyptian jerboa), 3377 nucleotides. RefSeq names its product piggyBac transposable element derived 5 (gene Pgbd5). The record is from RefSeq and is a predicted model, not a curated record. Gene Ontology annotation, cellular component: nucleus. The transcript has 7 exons. Bases 1 to 1578 code for a protein of 525 amino acids. Gene Ontology annotation, biological process: non-replicative DNA transposition. Gene Ontology annotation, molecular function: transposase activity. NCBI's taxonomy places the organism in Eukaryota, Metazoa, Chordata, Mammalia, Rodentia, Dipodidae.